UGUAAAUUCUAUAUAUAACACCCUUUGCUUGACACUUUUCUAUCAUCUUUUGCAAUUUAUCAAAUCAGUAUUACACUUUUCUUUUAUCUCCACGCAAGCUCAAAUCUCAAUUUUCCUGCCUUUCGAGGAUUUGGAAACAAAUUCAAUUAAUGGCUAGUUUGACGCUAACCGGAUUGUUAAAAGAAGUCGCCGGAAAAUUCCCUUCCCGGCGAGCGAUCUCUGUCUCCGACAAGUUCAAUAUCUCUCAUGCACGGCUCCGUGAACUCAUCGAAUGUGCCGCUUCUCGCCUCCUCGCCGCCGGCGUGAAGCCAGGGGACGUCGUCGCCCUCACCUUCCCCAAUACCGUCGAGUUUGUAAUUAUGUUUUUGGCUGUAAUUCGUGUCCGAGCCACAGCGGCGCCACUCAACUCGGCCUACACUCUUGACGAGUUUGAGUUCUACUUAUCAGACUCGGAAUCAAAAAUUCUAAUAACCUUAAAAGAAGGCAACAAGCCGGCUGAAGCUGCGGCUUCGAAGCUGAACAUCCCUCACAUUACAGCCACACUGUCCGAUGCCAACUCGGAACUCACCCUCUCCUCAACUCAGCCUCGGUCAAAGCCUGAUUCAGUCUCUAAAAUCAUUAAUGACCAAUCUGACGUGGUACUUUUCCUGCAUACUUCCGGAACCACUAGCCGACCCAAAGGCGUCCCGUUAACUCAGCACAAUUUGUACUCUUCCGUUCAAAAUAUUAAAUCCGUGUAUAAACUCACCGAGUCAGACUCGACAGUGAUCGUGUUACCGUUAUUUCACGUGCAUGGGUUGUUGGCAGGGUUAUUGAGCUCGCUAGGAGCUGGAGGUUCGGUGGCUCUCCCAGCCGCUGGCCGAUUCUCAGCUUCAACAUUUUGGUCGGACAUGAAAAAGUACAAUGCCACGUGGUACACUGCCGUUCCUACCAUACAUCAAAUCAUCCUAGACCGCCACCUCAGCAGCGGUGAAACUGACUACCCGAAGUUGCGGUUCAUUCGGAGCUGCAGCGCAUCAUUGGCGCCUGCCAUAUUAGCUCGGCUUGAGGAGGCAUUCGGCGCACCUGUUUUGGAGGCUUAUGCAAUGACAGAGGCAAGCCACUUGAUGGCUUCGAAUCCAUUGCCGGAGGAUAACCCACAUAAGCCAGGGUCAGUUGGAAAACCUGUGGGUCAAGAGAUGGCGAUAUUGGAUGAGAAUGGGGUGCAACAAGAGGCUAAUAUCAAUGGGGAGGUUUGUAUUAGAGGUCCAAACGUGACUAAGGGGUACAAGAACAACCCGGAGGCUAAUAAAUCCGCUUUCCAAUUCGGGUGGUUCCACACUGGAGAUAUUGGGUUCUUUGAUUCCGAUGGGUAUUUGCAUCUUGUUGGUCGAAUCAAGGAGUUGAUCAACCGUGGAGGGGAGAAGAUUUCACCAAUUGAAGUGGAUGCCAUCCUUUUAUCUCAUCCGGACAUUGCUCAAGCUGUUGCAUUUGGAGUCCCUGAUGAAAAAUACGGUGAAGAGAUAAACUGCGCUGUUAUCCCUCGAGAAGGAUCGAACAUCAAUGAGGCUGAGGUAUCAAUAUUUUGCAAGAAAAAUCUUGCAGCGUUCAAGGUUCCAAAAAGGAUUUUCAUCGCCAACUCCCUUCCGAAAACUGCCACUGGGAAAAUCCAGCGACGUAUUGUAGCUGAGCACUUCCUUGCACAAAUUUCUACAGCCAAAGUCCCAAAAUUUGGAGCUUAAAAAGCACUGCCCUAUAAUCAUACUUCGUAUUGCAUCAACUGCAAGGGGAAAUAAGUGCAAAAGUUUUCCUUUGAUAGCCAGACUUUCAAAUUCCAGCAGCGUGGAUAAAUUUGGCAAGAAUACUAUAAGAGCACUGUCAUUUUUAGUGUAUAUAUGCAACAUUAUUUCUCCGCCUGGUUUUCAUUUUAGUGUCUAAGCUUCUGAUGCAUACACUAUACACUUCAUUGUUGUUAUGAGACAAUGUGACCUUGUUUGGCUUA
Molecule: messenger RNA, 1981 nt
Organism: Olea europaea var. sylvestris
Lineage: Eukaryota; Viridiplantae; Streptophyta; Magnoliopsida; Lamiales; Oleaceae
Product: oxalate--CoA ligase-like
Exons: 4
Coding region: 150-1721 (523 amino acids)
Biological process (GO): fatty acid metabolic process
Molecular function (GO): medium-chain fatty acid-CoA ligase activity
Source: RefSeq, a predicted model, not a curated record